Molecule: messenger RNA, 2120 nt
Organism: Schistosoma spindalis
Lineage: Eukaryota; Metazoa; Platyhelminthes; Trematoda; Strigeidida; Schistosomatidae
Source: the annotation of a GenBank genome assembly
GUUGAAUCCCGCUAUCAUUUUGGGAAAUAUAGCUGCAAUUGAGUGCCUGUUCUAAAUUUUUUUUUAAUGGAUAAAUUUUUCAUCAGUCCAUCAAUUGCGUAGUUUGGCUUUCGCCAGUUUCCUGUUCUCGAGCUCUAUGGAAGGGUCGGGUGGUUGUAUGAACCAAGAGUGUGAAGUAUUUUAGUAAGAUUAAUUAUUGUGCUUAUCACAUGAGGACUUCUUUUCUUAUUGUCUCGAACAAUCAGAGAUCGAGAUAAAUAAAUUGCAUGCAGUUCCUGAUUUUCACUUAAUACCUUGUCAAUGUCGGUCAUUGGCAGAUCACCCAUCAUCCAUAAUAAUCUCUAGAAUUAAUCCAGCUCCUACCGCAUCCAGAAAAAUCUAUUGUUACACGGAAAACUAACAGUUCCGGUUCUUAUUUACUGCCUAAUGUCAUCACUUCCAAAGAGGAUAAUCAAAGAAACUCAAAAACUUAUCCAGGAUCCAUGUGAUGGCAUAAAAGCCGUACCAGAUGAAAACAACGCAAGGUACUUUUUGGUAUCCAUAGAUGGACCAAAAGAUAGCGCUUACGAAGGAGGUAUUUUCGACUUGGAAUUAUUCCUUCCGGAAGAAUACCCUAUGACUGCACCUAAGGUCCGGUUUACAACCAAAUUAUAUCAUCCAAAUAUUGAUCGCCUUGGUAGAAUUUGUCUUGAUAUUCUUAAAGAUAAAUGGAGUCCUGCUCUUCAAAUACGCACUGUUUUACUUUCUAUUCAAGCAUUGUUAAGUGCACCAAAUCCUGAAGAUCCACUGGACGGUGAAGUUGCAUCACAUUGGAAACAGAAUGAACCAGAAGCUCUUGCUAAAGCACGUGAAUGGACUCAGCUUUACGCUAGACAUAAUUAAUUCUUGGACAAUAGUACUAGCAGUGACCAACCCCUCGUAGAAUAUCGUUCUUCUUUUAAUGGAUAACCAAAACAUGAUCAAACAUUUUCUAUUCAAAUAUUAUAUAUAUAUAUAUAUAUAUAUAUAUAUAUAUAUAUAUAUAUAUAUAUAUAUAUAUAUAUCGUAACCGAUAUAUUUGUAUUUAUGAAGAUCUCCGGUACUCAAUUCUUUUGUUGGACUUUUUCCUCUUCAAUCUCAAUAGAGAAGUCACAUAAAGUUGUUUUGUUAUACAUUACGUGAAACCAUUUUGUAGCUUUACACUAUUAUGACAAAAAUCUUCCAUAUUCUCUUUUUGGUUACUUCUCUCUUGCUCCCGUGUCUAUGUGUGUCCCGCUUUCCAAGAAAGUAAUUUCUUUUUUGUGUCGCAUACAUCCCUCACUUAUUGGUUUUGUAAAAUUUCCCACACUGCUACCUAUAUUAUGUUAAUGGCAGUAUGUAAUUCCUUUUUUUGUGUAUCUUCAUUACCAUAUGAUUUAUUCAUCUCUAUCUUCUUUCCCUCUCUCUAGUCUCAUUCAUUGCGAUUCUCCUAGUAUGUUGGCACAUGUAUGUAAGUACUCUGUAUAUGUGUGUGUGUGUAAUAAGGAUGGGUUAUAUGAUGACCAUGGAACAGUCGUAUACAUUGGAUUCUGUCCCCCUACUUUUUAGAAGGCAAAAAUAGUCCUUAAAAAAACCCACCUGAAAUCCCCAAAUAUUGACUUACUUCAUCAGUAUAUAAUGUAUAAGGACGCUAAUGUUUGUUGCUUGUUUAUUAUUAGGAUUAUGAUUAUAAUUUUUUUUCAAGCAUUAUUAUCACUUCACACUGUUUGUCAUCAUUUAACUGCACACAAACAGACAGAUAUUUCUUGUCCAUCAUUACUUUUUUGAAAUGAGAGGGAGUACAUUUUCUUUGCCGUCAAGAAUAAUAAACACAUUAUUGCUCAGGCAAAGAUUGAAAAAUCUUUCUGAUUCUCUAACUGUAAAUGUCUUAAUAAGAAUAUGUAUUAUAUGUGAGUAAAAAUGACUGUCUUCAUAUGUGAGUUUAAUAAUAAUUUCUCUGUUGUUGUUGUUGUUGUUGUUGUAAUGAUCAAUAUUCAUAGUUUUCAUCCAGUAAUUAAACAUUUCUGGUUUUAGCAUAGGUUUUGAAAUGAUAAAAAAAUUGUAGCUCAGGUGGAUGAUUUUGUUGCAGCCUCGUUCUCUGAACCGGAUGGCUUGAUCUUGAA